This is a messenger RNA of Ruditapes philippinarum (Manila clam), 372 nucleotides long. RefSeq lists its product as uncharacterized. The coding region runs from base 1 to 372 and encodes 123 amino acids. The transcript is spliced from 2 exons. The record is from RefSeq and is a predicted model, not a curated record. Lineage: Eukaryota; Metazoa; Mollusca; Bivalvia; Venerida; Veneridae.
AUGAUAGUAGACAAGGCUAUAGAUGGAAAGGUAGAAGGCAUCCACGACUGUGCCCACACUGCAUCUGGUUUCUCUUACUGGGCUGUUAAGUUUGGAACUUCGGGUCCUGUGAAGUCAGUCAAAAUGAAGUUACGGACAGACUACUGUUUUGAAAUACAGACAAAUUACACUGUGACUGUUGCUAACAGUCGUGAUGAUGUCAUAAAUGAUGCAGGAACAAAAUGUGGGUCAUACUUUGGUCCUGCUAUAGACAAGGAACCUUUUAGCAUAACAAUCGAUUGUACAAAUACAAUCUUCGGAAAGUUUCUAAAAAUCAAGCAUGAAUCUACAGAAAUGAUGACGUUAUGUGAGGUCUACGUUUAUUCACCUUAA